AUGGCUCGCGAUAACAUGACGCUGAGGAAAGCUGGAAUAGCCAAAGGUGGAAAAGUUAUGCUUGUUGGUUCCAAAAUGGAUGAUAUACUAGCUGUUAAAAGUGCACCAAAGGAAAUAGUUGAAGAAAAGUCAAAUAGUCAAACAAAUAAAGAACCACUUUGCAUGCAGAAAAAUCACAGAAAGGUCCUUGAUAAAGGCAUUCCACCAGAUGUCAUGCCAGGCAUAAAAGGCAUCAAGGAACCUUUACCUCCAAUACCACUUAGUGGAAUGUUAAAUAAGCAUGGCGGUAAAGUAAGGCUGACAUUUAAACCAGAACAAGACCAGCUUUGGGUGGGAACAAAAGAACGCACAGAGAAACUUGCCAUGACUUCUAUUAAAAGUAUAACAUCAGAACCGAUCAAAGAUCAUGAAGAAUAUCAUAUUAUGGGCCUACAGUUAGGGACCACAGAAGCUUCAAGGUAUUGGGUGUACUGGGUUCCAGCUCAAUAUGUUGAAGCCAUUAAGGAUGCUGUGCUUGGUGUUUGGCAGUUUUUC
Molecule: messenger RNA, 534 nt
Organism: Iphiclides podalirius (scarce swallowtail)
Lineage: Eukaryota; Metazoa; Arthropoda; Insecta; Lepidoptera; Papilionidae
Source: the annotation of a GenBank genome assembly